Molecule: messenger RNA, 936 nt
Organism: Aplosporella prunicola CBS 121167
Lineage: Eukaryota; Fungi; Ascomycota; Dothideomycetes; Botryosphaeriales; Aplosporellaceae
Exons: 4
Coding region: 1-687 (228 amino acids)
Source: RefSeq, a predicted model, not a curated record
AUGGCCCAGAACAAGACUGUCCUCAUAUUCGGCUCCGGAGCCAGCAUCGGAGCAUCGACCGCGAAGCUCUUUCCCUCAAAGGGGUACGGCGUUCCACAGCGGCGCCGCCACAGGCUCACAGCCGCCCCAAGCCUUGAACACCACCAUGUGCAAGCGGACUUGACACAACUUCGUGUUGUAGCUGAAGCCUUCGACACGGUGAAGCAGAAAUUUGGCAGUGCGCCAAGCAUCGUCAUCUAUAACGCCUAUGGCAUGCAUCUCACAGCCGAAGAUGAUCCCUUGAGCGUUUCGCUUCUCGACUUCAAAGCAGACCUUGCCGUGAACAUUUCCUCGGCAUAUCAUGCUGCUCAGCUGGCUACCGAGGGCUUCAAAUCCCUUCCGCCUGAUGUGCCGAAGACUUUUAUCUAUACUGGCAAUGGCCUUGACUCGUCGCCUCAACCUAUGCUUCUCACCUUAGGCGUGGGUAAGUCGGCGAUGGCCCACACGAUUGAAUGUGCCGCGACUGCUUAUGCGGGAAAGGGAUGGACGUUCUACUAUGUCGAUGAACGGCUCGAAGAUGGAAAUUUGCAGGAGGCGCUAUUAGCGGGCAAGCGUAUACGGCACGGUUCUGGGAACUCAGCCAAGACAGUCGACAAGACUUUGUUGGACACCUUUGUCGCUGGGUUUGGGCACAAAGAAUUUAACUGAAAUGAGAUUUUCGCAGUGCAUUGAGGAAAGCGUCGAUUGUAAAAGAGGAAUAGAGAAGAUUAUAUAAUGCAUCUAAAAUUGAGUGGUCUAGCUAAGCUAGAACAAGCUAGGCCGUUCACACCGUCGUCUUACUUCGUAGAGUACCUACCACUGCGACGCCUCACCCGUGUAGAGCAGAAACCGCCCCGACGUCUCUUCCCGGCUCGCCCCGUCGAUCUGCACGACCGGCGUCAGCAAGCAGCCCCACGU